Molecule: messenger RNA, 3824 nt
Organism: Nannospalax galili (Upper Galilee mountains blind mole rat)
Lineage: Eukaryota; Metazoa; Chordata; Mammalia; Rodentia; Spalacidae
Gene: Grem2
Product: gremlin 2, DAN family BMP antagonist
Exons: 3
Coding region: 459-965 (168 amino acids)
Biological process (GO): animal organ morphogenesis
Molecular function (GO): receptor ligand activity; BMP binding
Source: RefSeq, a predicted model, not a curated record
GCGCACUGUGGGUUAGAUGAGAAGCAAGCACAGAGUGAAACAGAGAAGGAGGGGGUGACUGGUGUGAUUUGUUUGGUGUUCAGAGCCAAUAGAAAUCCCAGCCUGUGGUACUAUCCCCACGCAGCGCCGAGAGGACUCAGAGCUGUCUCCAGCUCCUUCCACAUCUGCAGGCACGGCCAGCACGCGCUCCGCCCUCUGCGCUCCGCUCCUCGGUUCCACACACCCCUACGCUUCCCCGGCCCCGCCGGAGCCCGGCUGCGGGCAAAGCUGCCAGCAGCCCCGGAUCCAGCUCCCACGCGGCUGUGGAUCUUGCAACUCACACAGAACCGAGGGACAGGGAGACAGACCGAGGACCCGAGGAGGCUUCCAUCCAGUCAUUGCAGGUCUGUGGAUUCUAUGAGCUAGAGAACGUGAAGAUGUGAUUUCCAGAGUCUUCUACAGUCCUGAAAGUGCUCAGAAUGUUCUGGAAGCUCUCGCUGACCCUGUUCCUGGUGGCUGUGCUGGUCAAGGUAGCCGAAGCCCGGAAGAACCGGCCAGCGGGCGCCAUCCCCUCACCCUACAAGGACGGCAGCAGCAAUAACUCGGAGAGAUGGCAGCACCAGAUCAAGGAGGUGCUGGCCUCCAGUCAGGAGGCCCUGGUGGUCACCGAGCGCAAGUACCUCAAGAGUGACUGGUGCAAGACCCAGCCGCUGCGGCAGACUGUGAGCGAGGAGGGCUGCCGCAGCCGCACCAUCUUCAACCGCUUCUGUUAUGGUCAGUGCAAUUCCUUCUACAUCCCGAGGCACGUGAAGAAGGAAGAGGAGUCCUUCCAGUCCUGCGCCUUCUGCAAGCCCCAGCGCGUCACCUCGGUAGUUGUGGAGCUGGAAUGCCCCGGUCUUGAUCCACCUUUCCGAAUCAAAAAAAUCCAGAAGGUGAAGCAGUGCAGGUGCAUGUCUGUGAACCUGAGCGACUCAGACAAGCAGUGAGCACCCUCGGUGCAGGAAGACACAGCCCAGCCUUGCAUGUGCCCUGCCCCAGCCCCCUCCCCGAGCUCACUCACACGCUGUCUGGAGUCCCCCUGUCAGCAGCAACCGGGUCUCUUGGGGCUGACAGUGUCCUUGUCACAAACGUGGACCGCAAGUGGAGGUUUGCUGAUGUGCUCCUGACGGCCACACUUGUGUCUCCAAAAACAGGCCGUGGAUCAGGCACGAUGGAAGAUGCUGGAAAACUUCUCCCAGCAACUAGAGAGGACCCUUCGGGUGAUGCACUGUCAAUCCGGCAUGGAUGUUUCCACCAUGUGGAAAAGCCUGCCUUUACCUGGCCGCAUCCUACACUCCAGCUCGACCAGCCUUCAUUUGUCUGACUCAAACUUCUGCGGGCCACAGGAGCUCUAAGGGGGUGGGCAUUCAUUUUGCUGAUCUGAGGGUUGCCCUGGGCUCUGUUGUGAUGCGGAUGUGGGCAGAGCAGGUAAAGAGGAUACACACAGUCAAGGGGUCUCGAGGUGGGGCAAGGUGAGCCAAGUGGAUCAGGAAAUGGGCUUCCCUGGGGACUGCAUUCACAGCAGGCUAGACCCUUCACACCUGCAGACACUACCACCUCCUCUUCCUUGCUCCUUAUGGCCCCCAUCUGUGGACUCAAGAUGGACUCUGGUGUGUAUGCUAUUCCUGCUGCCCUGCUGCAGUUAGCCUGUCAUCCCACACAAGAGCUGUAUUAACGUCUAUUUCAUAAUUGAUUUACAUUGUAAGGAGCUGAUCAGAGUAUUACAGACCUGUUCAUGUAUUGCUUUCACAUGUUUUGAUUCUGGCUUUGCAGCACCACUCUGAGUAGGGAGCAGAGCAGGGGAUGACCUGUGGGAAAGGUAUUUUACUAAUACUGCCUCAUCAGCAACUCACUGCCAUGCACCUGCCUUAGUUUGUCAGGGAGAUGGGACACAUCAUAGUUUUACUUUCAAUAUUAUGUCACCAAAGUUACAAGCAUUUCAGCACAGUGUAGAAAUUUGAUUAGAUCGGAAGUGUAUGCAGAGCUGGAGUAACUGGGAAGUUGUAUUUUUCAAUAUGCACAUGUGGGAUGAGACCAGAUACUGUUUUAGCUGCCAUGGCACUAAGCAAAAUAAACAUUUGCUAUUAAAAGGUGUUUAAUAAUAUAAGGAAUUGAGACACUUUGCAGGACAGUAGGGCACUAAAAAUAAAUAUAGAGACAGUAGUAACAUAGUUGAAAUGUCCCUCAGAAAAUAGCUUCCUUUCCAAAGAAUAGACUUUGAAAAAUACGAGGAAACAUUAGGUCACUUUCCAUUUUUGAUGAAUGGUUAAAGUUUGUUGUGGUCUUUUGAUAUGAGGAGAUCCAAAUAACUCAUUUUCCUUCAAAAUUAUACUCACUUUUGAUCUCUUUGCUCAACUGCCCUGGGGAGGUCUCUCUGAGAAUGACAGGUAUCAAAUCUGUUGAAUAUGAAUGAGAAGCCAUUUGUGGGAAUCACAGUACACUAAAACCUUUGGUUGGGGAUUUCAGAGUGAGUGCUUUUGCCAAAGGCAGGUUCCCUCAUAUGUAAGAGAGACCCUCCACAAGCUGCUCAGAGACUCAGGCUCUAGAGGUCCUGGGGUGACAGUGGCUCUGCAGUCUGCCACCAGGAAGAGGAAGACUGGGAUUGGCUGGGGUGGGGUGUUUCAGUGAAUCUGUUGCCUGCCACUGCAAUACAAGUUUUUAAAUUUUUGUCACUUCUGCAAUGCAGCACAGACUGUGCAGUUUUGAAAGGGGGUGUCUUAACUUCAGAGAUGGGGGUACACAAUCUGAAACCUGGAGACAGAAUGAUAGAAAAUCAGGGCAGGCUAGAACCUGAGGAUGGAGGCAAAAAAUACGCAGUAUGCCUGAGGUCAGGGCUGAAAUUUUUGCAUUUAGCAGAAAACCUUGUUAGAGUCCAUGCAGAACAUGCAGGAGAAAAGCUGUGAAGGAAGGACAUCCACAUGAUCCUAAUGGAGACUGACAGAGAGCAAUCAGAGGGGAGGGGAAAGGAGGAGCAUCUCACACUCAACUGCAAAACCAAUCCAUAUCACUUUAUUAACAGAACCCACAGAAGUAGGGGAAGAGUUAAGCUAAGAAUCCACAUAAUAUAAACGAGCACUCGCUUUGAUUCCAGUCAUGGGUGUACCAACAGUCCGUGGCUCCUCCUGGAGUUAUUGUAUGUAUAAAGUUUACCUUAUAAUGGCUCAAAUUGUAUUUAAUUUUUUGUUUUGUUUAUAAAUGAAGAAAAGCUAUAAGUAUAAUGUAAUUAUUUUAUAGGUAUACUAUUAAGUUAUAGAACAAAUAAAGAUACUCUAGGAUUAAAUGUGAUCCUGGUGUGACAUGCCAUAAAAGCGGAAUUCUCCACUUAUGUCCAUGGGUAGCAAAAUGGUUCUGUGUGCUCAGAGUCCAUUUCUCUGACCCCAUGAGUUCAGCCCUGGCUUAUGUCACAAACUCUCCCUGAGGGCUUGACAUCUUCUAGUUGAACAAGCAGAGCUGGUGGGGACGGUUUUUAGUCCUGGUUUUUAGGAGCUCCAAGCCUCUCCCAAAACGUUCACCAGCAGAAUAGAGGAUAUAUUUAGUUCUCAGAAUAAGGAAACCUGGAUGAGGAAGCUUUAAGGAAAGGCUGCAAGGGGCAGCCCACAGUAAAUCUCAUCUCUCUUGCGGCCAGGGCACUGCACUUGUGUCUUACCUAAGCCAGAAUUGUCCUGAGUUCUAACUUUGUAUUUACUUCUCACAGCUUUCACCAUUUCUUUAUUUAAAUACUUCUCAGUUUCUUCAUUUUCCUACAAAUUGAACUAUCUGCCACUAAGAAAUGCAAUGAUCAAUAAAAAUAAAAAUAUAUAAAAUUA